This is a messenger RNA of Maudiozyma saulgeensis, 1431 nucleotides long. The record is from the annotation of a GenBank genome assembly. NCBI's taxonomy places the organism in Eukaryota, Fungi, Ascomycota, Saccharomycetes, Saccharomycetales, Saccharomycetaceae.
AUGUCUGGUUAUGGUACUCAAGUGAAUGUCCCACCUAAAAGACCUGCUCUUACCAGGAAUCUAUUAUUAGCCACCGCUGUUGCUUGUCUUGGUUCCAUUCAAUAUGGGUACCAUAUCGCUGAAUUAAAUGCCCCUGAACAAUUCUUAGUGUGUCCAAAUGAUUCACAUAGUAGUGGUAUUAUUAACUCAUCGCCACAAUGUAUUACUAUGACAGAUCAACAGUUUGGAGCUGUGACGUCCAUAUUUAGUAUUGGCGGAUUAGUUGGUUCAUUUUUCAUUGGGAAUUAUGCUAGUAAAUAUGGUAGGCGUUUAACAAGUCUAUAUGUUAGUGUUCUUGCAUUUUUAGGGUCUCUAGUGAUGUUUAUGGCAGGGUCUUUCAAUUCUUUACUUUUGGGACGUUUUAUUGUUGGUAUUUCGUGUGGCUCUGCUAUUGUUAUUACACCUUUAUUCAUUAAUGAAAUUGCACCAUCGCAAUGGAAAGGUGCAUUAGGUUCAAUGAACCAACUUAGUAUCAAUUUGGGGAUUUUAUUAACACAAACUCUUGCAUUGCCGUUAGCUAAUUUGCAAGAUUGGAGAUGGUUACUAGCAGUUGGAUGUAUUCUUGCAUUGUUAAAUGCUUUAGGUUGGUGGUACGUGGGAGAGUCUCCUCAGUGGUUAGUAUUACAUGAACAUGAUACAAUGAAAGCAAGUAUAAAUUUGGCUUAUUUGAGAGAUUGUAGCUUACAAACAGCUAAACAGGAGAUGGAACAAUGGGUAGAAAGUAGCAAUAAUAAUAAUAGUGAAUCUCAUGAUGCUACUCAAGAAUUAACUUUUUGGGGAUAUAUUACAAACCCUACUUAUCAAAGACCACGUCUAGCGAUUACUUUAUUACUUGUAGGUCAACAAUUUAGUGGGAUCAACUCUAUUAUUUUCUAUGGAGUGAAGGUAGUUAGUCAAGUGGUCUCUCAAUAUGCAAUUUUGGUCAAUUUUGCUAUCUCGAUCCUUAAUGUGAUAGUCACAUUCAUUGCUGGUCUAAUAAUUGAUCGCUCUGGUCGGAAACCUUUAUUAAUAGUAUCUACACUUGUGAUGAGUCUAAUGUCCCUAAUUAUUAGUAUCAGUAUCAUAUCAGGGCAUUCUAUAAUGUUAAUUGUAAGUUUAUUCGGUUUCAUCAUAGCCUUUGCUCUUGGUAUUGGACCUAUUCCAUUCUUAAUCAUCGGAGAGUUAUCAUCUGCUGAGAGUAUGGAACAGGCACAAAGUUACGGUACAGUAUGCAAUUGGUUGGCAACAUUUGUCAUUGGGUAUACUUUCCCAAUUUUAAACAAUGUGAUGGGUGGGUAUGUCUAUUUAACUUUCAGUGCAAUGACCGUGUUAUUACUGGUAGGGAUACGCAAAUAUGUACCGGAGACUAAAGGUACUCUAAAUGCCAACGAAGCCUGGCAAACUUUUAAUUAG